AUGAGGCAAUUCGGAGCUGUUUGGGCCCUUAUAGAGCAGAUGAGGAUAGAAAACCCUCAACUUUUAUCCCCAGAGGUAUUUAUUAUUCUCAUGAGGAGAUUUGCAUCCACAAGAAUGGUGAAAAAGGCAAUCGAGGUUUUGGACGAGAUGCCAAAGUACGGCUGUGAGCCUGACGAAUACGUGUUCGGGUGCCUUUUUGACGCCCUUUGCAAGAAUGGCAGCGUAAAAGAAGCCUCUCUGCUUUUCGAGGACAUGAGGGAGAGAUUCGAGCCGACCAUAAAGCAGUUCACUUCCUUACUGUAUGGUUGGUGUAAGGCGGGAAAGUUGAUGGAGGCGAAAGUCGUGCUGGUGAGAAUGCGCGAGGCUGGCUUUGAGCCUGAUGUUGUUGUUUACAACAAUUUGCUCCUUGGGUACUCGACAGCUGGCAAAAUGACAGACGCUUUUCAUCUUAUGCAAGAAAUGAGGAAAAAUGGUUACGAGCCGAAUGCGGGCUCGUACACUAUCGUGGUCCAAGGGCUGUGCGCUCAAGAGAAGAUUGAGGAAGCUAUGAGGAUUUUUUCAGAAAUGGAAAAGAAUGGUUGCGAAGCUGACAUCAUCACGUACAGUACACUGAUAAGCGGGUUUUGUAAGUGGGGUAAGAUUCAGAGGGCUUACGAGUAUUUAGACGAGAUGAUACGAAAAGGGCACACGCCCAGCCCAUUGACAUAUCUAUACUUCAUGUUAGCUCACGAGAGAAAGGAAGAAUUAGAAGAGUGCUUAGAACUCAUAAAAGAGAUGCGGAAUAUCGGUGGUGUGAACGCAUGGACGAUUUGGAUUCACGCGCUGUUUUCGAACGGGCACGUGAAGGAGGCAUGCUCUUAUUGUCUGGAUAUGAUGGAUGCUGGGCUUAUGCCUCAGCCGGACACGUUUGCUAAGCUCAUGCGCGGUUUACGAAAGCUUUAUAACAGACAAAUAGCGGCGGAGAUCACUGAGAAGGUGAGGAAGAUGGCCAAGGAUAGGAAUGUGACAUUCAAGAUGUAUAAAAGAAGGGGUGAGAGGGAUUUGAGAGAGAAAGAUAAGACGAAGGACGACGGGAGAAAGAGAAGGGCCCGUAAAAGGAGGUGGGGAAGUAGAAAAAUGGUCGAGAGGGGUCUUUUCUCCGUCCCACAAUACGGUGUUUUAAAAGACUUGUUGAAUUCUCUUUUACGAGCGGACAAUAAGCUUCAGCUGGCUAAGGAUUUGUGGAGUUGUAUUUUGAAUAAAGGGUGUGAACUUAAUGUGUACGCAUGGACGAUUUGGAUUCACGCGCUGUUUUCGAACGGGCACGUGAAGGAGGCAUGCUCUUAUUGUCUGGAUAUGAUGGAUGCUGGGCUUAUGCCUCAGCCGGACACGUUUGCUAAGCUCAUGCGCGGUUUACGAAAGCUUUAUAACAGACAAAUAGCGGCGGAGAUCACUGAGAAGGUGAGGAAGAUGGCCAAGGAUAGGAAUGUGACAUUCAAGAUGUAUAAAAGAAGGGGUGAGAGGGAUUUGAGAGAGAAAGAUAAGGCGAAGGACGACGGGAGAAAGAGAAGGGCCCGUAAAAGGAGGUGGGGAAGUAGAAGUAGAAAGGCUGACAGCUUUUGA
Molecule: messenger RNA, 1602 nt
Organism: Striga asiatica
Lineage: Eukaryota; Viridiplantae; Streptophyta; Magnoliopsida; Lamiales; Orobanchaceae
Source: the annotation of a GenBank genome assembly